Messenger RNA from Contarinia nasturtii (swede midge), 1704 nucleotides. RefSeq lists its product as uncharacterized. Lineage: Eukaryota; Metazoa; Arthropoda; Insecta; Diptera; Cecidomyiidae. Gene Ontology annotation, molecular function: protein binding. The record is from RefSeq and is a predicted model, not a curated record. The transcript has 3 exons. Bases 116 to 1048 code for a protein of 310 amino acids.
CGAACGUUCAGUUUCAGUUGAAAUUUCAAGCAUUUAGCACAUCCAAGCUAUAUAAAGGUGAAACAAACUUUUUGAGUGGAUUUUUUUUUUCAAAGGAAGUUGAAAGUUCGAAGAAAUGGUUGCAAAAGUCGAUAUUAUCAGUGAGGCCAGCCACAAACAUGCUGGCGAAGUUACAUCUUUGUGUUUUGACGGCCAACACUUGUAUUCCGGAUCGGCAGACGGUGUUAUUAAUGUGUGGGAUAACGAACUAAAAUUCAGCCGCGAAAUUGCGAUACAUAAAGAUUUCGCAUUGUUGGCAUUAGUGGUGAAUAGUCACAAACAAAUGUAUUCAAGUGGUCGUGAUGGUAGUUUGCGUUAUUUCCGUCGACCAUGGAGCCAUGACCACAACGACAUUCUGUUGCAAACUGUUAUGGAUGAUGUGACCUGUCUACAUGUUGCAAAUGAUAUUCUAUUUUCGGGUGACGAUAAAGGCAUUGUCACCAAGUGGUAUCACAAUCAAGUCGGUGCACAGUACAAUGUAAUGGAAGAGGUAAGAAGUAUGGCCGUUGAAGAAAAUACAUUGUACACAGUUGGCGAUAGAGACGUUGUUGUUACCGACAUUACACCACGGGAGUCACAAGUGACAAAAGGAACUGUUGAAGGCAAAUCACCAUUGCUUUUGAUUGGAACUGAAAAGCCUCCGGUCGUUGAAGGUCGUCGUCCAUCAAUGAUACCAGAAGUGAGCAAACUCAAGAAAUUCUUGGUUUGUGCCACUCGCGAUGGCAAAGGUAUUGUUGUUGCCAAAAACGAAACACCAUUCAAAAAAUUUCACACCAAAGAAGAUGCUCACUCGAUGAUUAUCAACGCAAUGUGCGAUGUGGAUGACUUUUUGUUCACAGCUGGAUGGGAUGGUAAGGUGAAAAAGUGGACGGGUUUGGAAUCGGGACUCACACUCGUUGAAGAAAUUGACACUGGAAAAUGCAUAAAUGCAAUGUGUGCUGGACCCGAUCACACUGUUUUUGUUGGUGAUUCAGAAGGAUUCGUCAAGCGUGUUCGUUUUACUGCAUAAGAAAAUAGAGGCACGUAGCGCCAAGCAUAUUAAUAAGCAGAGUUCAUUUGGCAUACCUUCGAUGAAUCAGAAGACUCUGUUUUUAUCUGUCAUUCUCUUGUUAAAUCUAUUUAAAACCUAAAUCAGUCUAAGAAUAGAUGAGGAAGUGUGUUUAAGUGUGCAAAGUAUGAAUAAUAUUUUUGUUAUGUUUUUUUUAUGGCAUUCGCCACAUGUUUUUUUUUCUACUUCGCAUUAUCUCAAUUUUUAUUUAAGACUCUUUUAGCGAUGGUCAAAACUGUGACAAUAUUUUUUUUUGUCUUCGAUCAUUUUUAUUUUCCAUAAAUUUUUCGUUCUCAUUUUCUUUGCAAAAUUUAUGAUUGUAAGCCAGUUUUUUUCUCGGUUGCCAAAUUUAAGUUUAGAAAGCACUCAUUUCAUUUUUUAGGAUUGAGAUCAAGAGAUUAUAGAGCAAAUAUAUUAUAGUCGUUGUGAAGAGGAUUUUUUUUGUUCAGUAGUCAUUGACAAACAGUGUUGUUGUUGAUACUGUGUUUUUUUUUUCGACGAUAGAAUAUUAAUAUAUUGUCCAAGUAUUAUGUGUUAACAGAAAAGACCGAACGAAACGGAAAACAUUUACGCGAAAAUAAAAUGAUUUGAACAUAAAAUGUGUAACUUUAUUUUUA